AAUAGAUCAAAGAAAAACUAACGUGGAAAAAUCAAUGAAAGUUGAAGAUUCAAAGGAACACUAAAACGAAUUGAUACACGACUCAAUUAAAAAUUCAAAGGAACAUUGAGACGAUCCUAGCGCAGCUCCGGCCAAAAGAUCCGUUGAUGUUUGUUCUCAGGUUCACAUUGCCUUUUUACAUUUUCGCUGCACUUGUUGUUCCACCAAUUCUCUUCAUAGGAAAAUCUUUGUAGGCUUGUGCUGGAAAUGCUCUGUGACUUGUGCUAAUAGUAUCACCAAAAGAAGUCAAAGAAUCAGAAAGCAUUAAUCUGGAUUUGCAGUUUGCACAUAUUGGCAGUAGUUUUCUUUUUUCAUUUUUCAAUUGUUAAACUAGAUGUCUAGAAGACCCCCACUCCCUCGUCUCCUCCUUAACAAUGUCUCUUGCAUGAGAAAUGCCCAGCAAGUUCUGCGCCAUGUGAAUGUCUCUCUUCAUGAUGGAGGGGCACUUGUGCUAACAGGUGCAAAUGGCUCGGGAAAGACAACUUUCCUGCGCAUGUUAGCUGGGUUUUCCCGCCCUUCUGCUGGUGAAAUCCUUUGGAAUGGACAUGACAUUCAACAAUCUACAAUAUUCCAUCAGUAUAAACUUCAGCUUAACUGGCUCUCUCUCAAGGAUGCCAUUGAUAAUAAGAUGUCAGUUCUUAACAAUGUACAAUGGUUUGAACUUCUUGAAAACAAGGAAGGGAAGGCUAUGGCUGCACUAGAGUUGAUGGGACUAGGAAGAUUAGCCAACGAAAAACCAAGGAUGCUAUCUAUGGGCCAGCGGAAAAGACUGCAACUUGCCAGAUUGCUGGCACUUGAUCGCCCCAUAUGGUUGCUAGAUGAGCCUUCAGUUGCACUAGAUGAUGACGGUGUGAAGUUACUUGAGUAUAUUAUUGCAGAACACAGGAAAUAUGGAGGAAUUGUGAUUGUGGCAACUCAUCUACCCAUUGAGAUAGAAGAUUCCUUAGUCUUGAGGCUUCCACCAAGGUUUCCAAGGAGGAUGACCCUUGUGGAUAUGCUUGACCGGGCAGAUAUCAGUUAAUUCCUAUUUUCGUUCACAUUCUCUUCAAAACAGGAUAGGUGUUGUAAUCAGCUUUGUGCAAAUGUCAUUUGUGACAAUUCAGUCAGGAUUCACAAUUGAGUUGUCUUUAUAUUGCAGUCGUAGUGCUGGUCAUGCUUGUAUACUUGUCUGAUGCCUUUGUUCUUGUAUCUUUCAUUUCAUAAAACAUUUUUAAGAGGCCCUGAAAAUCAUAUAUUCUGGGGGGACAUUCAGGCUUAAGCUAAGAAUGAAAUAAAAUUAUUAUUCUGCAUCUCAA
Molecule: messenger RNA, 1334 nt
Organism: Glycine soja
Lineage: Eukaryota; Viridiplantae; Streptophyta; Magnoliopsida; Fabales; Fabaceae
Product: ABC transporter I family member 1
Exons: 3
Coding region: 374-1060 (228 amino acids)
Biological process (GO): cytochrome complex assembly
Molecular function (GO): transmembrane transporter activity; ATP hydrolysis activity; ATP binding
Source: RefSeq, a predicted model, not a curated record